AGGCCCCCACCUGCCCCAGCAUCCCCCGCGGCGAAGCUGGGUGCCGCGGGGAGUCUGGCCACCAUGCCACCUCCUCUCCUCCUCUUCUUCCUCCUCUUCCUUACCCCCACGGGAGGCAGAUCCCAGGAAGCACUGCUGGUGGAGACUAAAGAGGGAGACAAUGCUGUGCUGCCGUGCUUCAGUCCCUCAGAUGGUCCCCCUCAGAAGCUGGCCCAGUAUAAGGAGACAGAAGCUUUCUUACAGCUGAGCUCAAAGUUACGAGACCUGAGCAUUCAGAAACGGCCCUUGGGCAUCAUGCUGCUCGUCUUCAACGUCUCUAACCAGAUGGGGGGCUUCUACCUGUGCCAGCCGGGGCCCCCUUCUGAGCAGGGCUGGCAGCCUGGCUGGACAGUCAGCGUGGAAGGCAGUGGGAAGCUGUUCCGGUGGAAUGCUUCAGACCUAGAUAACCCAGGCUGUGGCCUGGGCAAAAGUUCCUCAGAAGGCCUCAAGACCUCUUCUGGUCACCCUGCAAGCUCCCAGCUGUAUGAGUGGGCCAAAGACCAGCCUCAUAUCCGGGAGACAGCCCUUGAAUGUGCCCCAAAUAGGAGCAGUCUGAACCAGAACCACAGCCAAGACCUCACUGUGGCCCCUGGCUCCACACUCUGGCUGCCCUGCGGGGUGCUCCCUGAUUCCAUGGUCACAGGCCCCGUCUCCUGGAUCCACAUGCAUCCCAAGAAGACUGCCUCAGUGCUGCGCCUAAACAUGACGAAGGAUACCCAAGUCAGAGAGAUGUGGGUAUCGGGCACCCUCAGGGGAGGGGCUGUUCUGUUGCUGCCCCAGGCCACGGCUCAAGAUGCUGGCACCUAUCAUUGUUACCAUGGCAACACGACCAGGGAGGUGCACCUGAAGGUCACUGCUCGGGCAGCUGUGUGGCAUUGGCUGAUGGAGACUGGUGGCUGGAAAGUCCCUGCUGCAACUUUAGUUUAUCUGAUCUUCUGCCUGAGUUCCCUCGUGGGCUUUCUUCAUCUUCGAAGAGCCCUGAUCCUGAGGAGGAAAAGAAAGCGAAUGACUGAUCCCACUAGAAGGUUCUUUAAAGUGACGCCUCCCCCGGGAACCGGCGCCCAGAACCAGUAUGGGAAUGUGCUCUCCCUUUCCACGUCCUCCUCUGGCACGGGACGCGCCCUGCGAUGGGCUUCAGGCCUGGGGGCCACCGUCCCGCCCUACGGAAGCCCGCGCAGCCACGUCCAGGAGGCCAGAGCCGCCGGGUCCCGGAGCCCGCCCGGAGCGGGCCCAGAAGAAGAGGAAGGGGAGGCCUACGAGGAGCCAGACAGUGAGGAGGACUCCGAGUUCUAUGAGAACGACUCCAACCUUGGGCAGGACCAACUCUCGCAGGAUGGCAGCGGCUAUGAGAACCCUGAGGAGGGGGCCUUGGGUGCUGAGGAUGAAGACUCCUUCUCCAACGCAGCUGAGUCUUAUGAGAAUGAGGAUGAAGAGGUGGCCCAGCCAGUCACCAGGACAACAGACUUCCUGAGUCCCCAUGGGUCAGCCUGGGACCCCAGCAGGGAGGCAACCUCCCUUGGGUCCCAGUCGUAUGAGGAUAUGAGAGGGAUCCUGUAUGCAGCCCCCCAGCUCCGCUCCUUUCGGGCCCAGCCUGGUCCCAAUCAUGAGGAAGAUGCAGACUCUUAUGAGAACAUGGAUAAUCCCGAUGGGCCAGAACCAGCAUGGGAUGGAGGGGGCCACGUGGGGACCUGGAGCACCAGGUGAUUCCCUUCAGGUUUCCUGCCUGUGCCUGAAGCAUUUGAGCAUGUGACUCCUGGUGAAAGCAUCCUGUCUUCUUGAGGGUGAAUCCAUGUCUGGGUCUUCUCUGUGCUCCUGGUACCCAGCCAGGGAAUGGCAAAGAUCAGGAAGUGAGUGGGGAAGGAGUGAGUGAGUGAAGGACUGGAGGAAGUCCUGAGAUUCGGGGUGCAGAGGAUGGAGCCACUCCUGCCACCCAGGGAAGUCUCCAGGGAAGUUGGGGAACAGAGAUAUGCUAACUCCGGCCCAGUGCUCUGGAAUCAGACUAUCUGAGUUUGAAUCCCAGCUCCACCCCUUUCUAGCUGUGUAACUCAAGCUAUCUGUCCUGUAGUUUCCUGGUCUGUAAAAUAGGGAUAAUAACUAUAGCUAUCUUAACGAGUUUUAAAUGACAUGUAAAGCACAUGACAGUGGCCUAGUAAGCACUCAAACAUUAGCCAUUAUUAUUAUUUGUCAUUUAUUAAGGGCCUACUGUGUACCAGUAGCCAGAGGGCACCAAGACCAUUUGGAUUGGGGCUUCCUCCUGGGCAGAGAGACCUGCCCAGGAGGAAGCCGCACUCCAAAGCUUCUCUACUUCCUCCCCCAUGACUCGGUUUUUUGGCAGGGGCUGGACUUAAUAGCUCUUGAGCAAAGUUUAGGAAGGAGGAGGCUUAAGGGACGUUUCAGGCUCUCAGGCCCACCCCCUGCUUCUCUAGUUAGCAGUGGACUCCCAGGUGGGGCCCAAGGCUGGCAGAAGGGCUUUUGGUGCAAUCUCUAUGCUUCCACCCUGACUACAAAGAGUGGCUGAAGGUUUCCUGGGGCUGGAAGGUCCUUGGAGUCUCCUCUGUCAGAGCCUAGGAGCCUUUGUUUCCUGGGAAACAGCCUUAUCUGCUGGGGUUGUGCGCCUUCAGUCUUGGCCUGGGCUGAGUCUGUGUGGAGGAUUUGAGGUGUGGGCUGACUGAUAUGGUGUGUAUGUGUUACCAAACCAGGUUCAUUUUUCCCGCCACACAAUUCUACCAGUCACCGAGAUGAUGAGUUUGCAAAGAGAAAGGAUUUAAUCACAAGGCAGUCAAGUGAGGAGGCGGGAGAAUCAAUCUCAGAUCCACCCUUCUGAAAAUGGGGACUCAGGGAUAUUUAUGGGGUAGGGAACAAGGUGGUCUGAAGUGUGGGAAUAGAUGAUUGGAGGUGGGGAGAAGUGAGGUAAUUGACGAUUUGCACAAGCAUAGUCAAGCUUCAUGCCUCUUCACAGGAUGCAUGUUCACAAAAUGGCAGCAUUACCAUGAUCUGAGGGUGGAGUUUUUAGCUCCUUGACGUCAAAAAGGUCACUUGUUGAGCAUUUGUGCAGGCCUAGUUGAUGGGUUGAUGGUCUCUACUGGCCUGAACUGGACAAGGGGUCUCAGUCCCUGAAAAACCACCCUUAAUUACUCUGUUGAUAAGAUGGGAUCAGUUGAACCAGUCCUGGAGGGCCCGUGGUUAUAUUUGUAGGGGGAUGUGGGUGAUGGUCAUGAUGCUGUACUGGAUGAAUGUCUGAAGUCCGAGUUAUGUGAACAUUAUGUGAGUGAGAGGCAGGUGGUAUUGGGUGUAUGCUGUGUGGGUAUCAUGUGUGAAGUGUGGUCUGGGCUGUAUGGUGUGAGGUGUCAGGGGUCAUACAGUUGGAAGUGAUAUUGGAGGUGUGAAGUGUUGAAGGAGUGUAUCUGCUGCUGGGGUGCAUUUCAUGCAGGAAUUGUGGGUAGGCUAGAUGUGUGGAGGAUAUGUAGCCUCUGAGGUGUGUGAUGUUGUUGGUGGGUGUUUCGGGGAAAUAUAGCGAACAAACAAAAUCUCCCAACUCAGAAAACCUCCCCUCAGAGGUAGAAGAGACAGAAAACACUUUUAUUAUUAUUUUUCUUUUUUUUUAAAGAUUGGCACCUGAGCUAACAACUGUUGCCAAUCUUCCUUU
Equus caballus (horse) is the source of this 3685-nucleotide messenger RNA. RefSeq names its product CD19 molecule (gene CD19). Gene Ontology annotation, cellular component: external side of plasma membrane. The record is from RefSeq and is a predicted model, not a curated record. NCBI's taxonomy places the organism in Eukaryota, Metazoa, Chordata, Mammalia, Perissodactyla, Equidae. Gene Ontology annotation, biological process: regulation of B cell activation; B cell receptor signaling pathway; B cell proliferation involved in immune response.